AUGCGUUCAUGGCUUAGUUUUUCUCGUCGCUCAUCUCCUCUUCGUUUCUUGUCUCUCCAGCCUCAUAUAUUCUUGCGAGACCGUUUGUCUUCACGGUACGCUUCGCACGCCGCUGCUGCAAGCAAACUUCCCAUCUCGCCGGAGCCAGCAGUGGAGCAACAUGCGGAUGAAGUAGCGGCCUCGUUCAUGGAGGUCAUGGACCUCAUAAAACAGGACCACAAUGUGAACCAGAGCGCAUGGCUGCGUCAACGUCUACGCGGCAACGACCUUCAAAUACCCUCCCGAUCCAAAGUGGGAGAAAAUGUCAUUCGCUUCCUAUUCGAGCGCAGGUCUUACGAGCAAGCUGGGGCGGUUUACCAACAAAUGAUCGAAGAUGGUCUCCUCCCCUCCCCUUCCACGGAUGCCCUCUUUCUGGCUGUUGCACUCGCUGUGUCCAAGACUUCGAACGAGGAGCAGCUGGAGGGAUUCGAGGCCAUUCUCUCGUACCGGUCGUUCACAGAAGUUCAUCUCAUGGAGCUGCUGAAGCAUAUUGAUACCCUCGAGAUUUCCCCUCGUAUCGCAGCGCGACUCACAAGACUGUUCAUUUCUGUCAAGGCCGAGGGUUACUGGCCCUCGCCCAAUCUCGUCACGAAACUGAUCGAACUGCACACUCGGGCGGGAGAGAUCGACAUGGCUGCCAGGACUAUAGUGGAGUUCGAAUACCAGGGUGGUUCGCGCCCCACCUUCGAGAAUCGGACGCAGCCCUACGCUCAAAUCUUGCGCACGGCGCCGGGAACAAGAUCAGACCAAGAGGCUGUGGAUCGUAUCAUGGGAAUCAUGCAGGAGAAGGAUGUGCCCAUCCACAUCGCUGUGUUCAACUCUCUCAUCGCUCGCGAGAAACUGUUUCGUGGCCUACGCAAAGCUUUUGCGUUUUACAGCGUCAUCAUGCGGCUUGCGAUGACGACUCCGCUCAAGCCCGAUGCAAACACGUACCAGAAUUUGUUCCGAUUGCUCGGAUUCCAGUACAAGAACAAGUAUCGGCAAAAUGCGUCAAGACGGGAUCAGGACAAAGGAAUAGUGGUGCCUCCCCGACUUCUUUUUGCGGACAUGAUGUCCCUGUGCUUCAGCGAACGGUUCCAUCCGCCUCGGUCCGAUAUCCCUUCUGUGGCUCAGCGUCAACUCGAAACCGACCGCAGUCUCUUGCUUAUAGCAUUCCGUACGUUCCUGUACGUUGACGACUAUCCCGCAGCCAUCAUUGCGCUGAGCACUACGAUCGAUCUUGGACUGGGCGUCAACGAGCGGACUUACUUUGUCCUUCUCCGCUAUAUGGCCCGCAAAGUCUACUUUGACAUCUACAUCGCGAGGUUGAAGAAGAAAAACGCCCCACGCUUCGCGCUGGAGCUGAUGGGCCCAUUCGACCACAUGACCCUGGAUCCCAAUCCGCACAAAGCGUAUCGUUGGAUCAUGGAGCGUCUCAUCGAGCAUAACAGCGUGCGCCGAACUGCUGUCGCAACUGUCAUCGCUUCCCAGAGCGGUCGCAUUCCCACCGUCGAUGAGAUUCUCAAUCAACACAACCACGUCUCUGGCGACCAACUAGACGAAUUCCCGCUGAUCAAUAUCCUCCGGCGGGGGAUGCGAGCCCAGAUCGCCCUGCGGCAUUCAGAGAAAGACCAGCCUAAGGGAAAUGACGAGCGGAAACGGGCUGUACGCAAGGUCAAGUACCAAAUGAUCCCCAAAGAUGUGCCACUGUGGACUUGGAAAGGGAAACAUGAAACUACGCGUCAAAGAUCAUACAGAAAAAACCAUUAG
Mycena citricolor is the source of this 1788-nucleotide messenger RNA. NCBI's taxonomy places the organism in Eukaryota, Fungi, Basidiomycota, Agaricomycetes, Agaricales, Mycenaceae. The record is from the annotation of a GenBank genome assembly.